UUUUUUAUUCUUUUUUUUUUUCACCUGUUUUUUUUUUUUUUUCUUGCAGCCAUGCAAAGACGAAUGCUGCACCUGGGCCUGGCGGUUUUCUGCCUUGCCAUGGUGACACGCUUAACGUACGCUCAGUACAUCUCACCUGCGCCCGUCUGGACGGCUCGCGGCGAACAAGCAGGCGCACGCUUUGGUUCCACUCUCCUGAUCGACGACUUUGACAGCGAUGCUCAAGUCGACUUUGUUAUUGGAUCGCCGUACUUUUCGCCAUGGUACGACCAUGCCACCAAGGCAAACGACCGCACCAACGAGGGUGACGUGACUGUGUUUUAUGGCGCGUUGCAGGCGCGUCAGCUCAUCCGCGACAAGUGGAGCAACAUUCCGGCGUCCUUCAUUACCAACGGUAUCCAGGGAGCGUACAUUGUCGACGCGUCCAUCCCUUCCGCCGCUCUGAUUUCAAACACAAAUGUCCUGGUGAUCAACCUGGCCACCAAUGCUGUCAUCACUGCCAGCCGCGCCAUUACUGCGCACUUUGCUUCGUUGCCGGCGGCCUUCCAGAGCGGCAUUGACACGAUUCUGGACCAUCCCGACGGAAAGCUGUAUCUGAUCAAGGACACCAAUGUUUGCACGUACACCAAAUCGUCGCUCGCGUUUUUCGGGACAGACACAGUGACUGCGGCCUUCCCCGGUUUGAGCACGUACGGCUUCACGACGGGCCUGACCGCAGCCUUCUCGAACAACGUCAACCAGAUUUACUUUUUCAAGGGCACCCGGUAUCUCAUGUGGGAUUUCGAGCGCUCCAACGUCAACACUGCUUUGCCCUGGCCGAUCAACAUUAACGCAACCUGCUCCCCAUUUGCGACGGCCUUCCCAACCGGGUUUCGCACCGCGUUUACGAGUGUGCAGGUGACGGCGAAAUGGUCCACAUCCACCAUCCCCGUUCAGAACAUCCCGUUCGUGUAUGCCUUCACCGCAGACGGCUACUUUUCCAUGGCCCCUUCGCGAUUCUUGACCAACUGCCGCUUUGGCGGAUGGGCUGGCAAUGCCUUGGCUUCCGGCAAGGCCACGUCCACGUCUUACUCGAGCUUGUUCCUUGGCGCAUAUGGUUGCGCGAACGCGUGUAUUGACAACGAAGGUUGCCUCCAGUUUGGUCGCGUUUGGCAGUUCACCGGCUCGGCGCGUGGCCUUCAGUUUGUCGCUGCGAACAACGACCAAACCACCGACUCGCGUGGCACCCGCACCUCGGGCACGCAUGUGGGCACCUCCUUGGAUGUCGGCAUGGGCCGCCGAACGGGCGCCUACCAGCCAGUCCUCACUGGAGGCAACUUGUGCUCGGGUGACUUUGCGGGCUCGGCGUACAAGUACGGGUCCUCGUUCAACCUGGCCGAUGCCUCGCAGCAGACCAAGAACGUCGUGUUGAACACCAAGAUGGGCUUGACGGUGCUUGCGCGAGGCGAGUACACUGGCGACACCUACGAGGAUUUGGUUGUGAGCUCGAUUCGUGGCGACGCCUCGUCGACCGUCAACCCAUUCUUUGCGGGCACUGUUUUCAUCUACAGUGGCGCGGUGACAAUCACCAACGCCAACCCUGUUAGGCGUCUCGAGGGCACUGUUUUCGGCGCUGGUUUCGGCCACUGUCUCGAGCGUGCGGAUCUCAACGGCGAUGGCCGCGACGACCUCGUGAUUAGCGCUCCAUUCAAUGAUGCUGGCCGCGUUUACGUGUACCUGCAGGCAGCCAGCACCGGAAUUCCCACGACCGCCACCAUGUUUGUUUCCGGGCAGGUCACAUACGAGGAAUUUGGCUUUAGCGUAGUCCGCAUUGGCGACUUGAACAACGAUGGGCGCGACGAUGUUGCCAUCGGCGCACCCAUGUACAACUCGCACGAGGGCCGCAUCUUUUUGCACUUUGGUGCCGCCACGGGUCUCAACCCGACUGCGGCUCAAAUCAUCCUGGGCAGCUCCGUGUUUGGCUCGGCCUACCUCAGCUCGCCGAUGCAGUUUGGCUACUCGAUUGUUGGGCGCGACUUGGACUCGGACUCGUAUCCCGACUUGCUUGUGGGUGCUCCCAAGCUGGACGGCGUUGGCGGUGCCGUCUUGCUCUACUCGAACAACCAGGCCGAUUCGAGCAUCACGCUGGCGACGACUCCCAGCAGCACCAUCACGUCACCCGGCUCCUUUUCCGCUGCCUUCACCGUGACCAAUGCCGGACCCAAUCCUGCUGUUGCAGUCACCUUCACGGUCGACUUGUCAAGCGCCAGCGUCAUCAAUGCCAACCCCGCCGUCACGGGAACGCUCGUCAGCUCCAGCAUCUCGGGCUCGCAGCUGCUGGUUGAGCUUGGUGACUUGCCCAAUGGUGCCAGCCGUGUGAUUACGCUCAAUUUCGGCGCACUCGACGUCACGUACCUGUACCCGAGCAGCAUCAGUCUUUCCGCUCACCUUUCGCAAAACAACUCGUCGUACGACUACGUGUCUUCCAACAAUGACGUUUCUGCAACGCUCUCCAUUGCGACAAUCGCCGACCUCAUGCUCCAGAAUGCCCCAGUGCUGGUCAAGAACACUGCGCCAUUCACGGCAACGUCCAUCCAGCAAGGCCAGGACAUUGUCAUCCCGCUUGUGCGCGCCAUCAACCUGGGCCCUGCGACUGCCUUUGGCACGAGCAUCAAGUUUACCCUGCCCUACGGCGUGACUGUGAAGAGUUUCAACACCACGCUGGGUAUCUGCAUCGGCGUGACCUCGCUGGAUUGCAACUUUGGCAAUCUGCUCGUCAACCAGAACGUCACCAUUUUCAACUUGGUGCUCGCCACGGCCUCGUUCACCUCCACAGCUGGUGUCACCAUUACGAUGCAGUCCUCCAGCACCGAACCGACGCCCGAUACCCAUUCCAACACGUUCGUUACAAACACCGUUUCCGUUGAUUCGACGUCGUCCGACCUUGCUACUGCCGCCCUCAGUGUGUACCCGACAGCCGUGGAGGCUGGUGGAAACCUGCUCAUGUUCGCCACCUUCUAUUGCGCCGGUGUGCGUGAUGCCGACCUUGCCAUUGCCACCCUGACGUUGGGCGCCGGCACCAACGUCACCGAUGUCUCCCUGGCGGGCUUUGCGGGCAAUUGCUCGACAGCCACGUCGGGAGCGUUCGGUGCGGCUGUCGUCACCUGCUGGAUUCGUUUCUUCCGUGCAGGCGCGUCGGCCACUGUCACUGUGGCCGCCGACGUUAGCGGCCUGCUUUUGGCUGGCUCGAGCAUCGCCUCGUCCGCCAACAUCACUUCUGCGCUGCAUGACCCUGUUAUGACCGACAACUUUAUGGCUGGCCCGACCAUUUCAGUCUCCCGCCUCACCAAGUUCUCCGUCACGCACGUGCUCGAUAUUUUUGAUGUCUACUCGCCGCCGUUCUACCUGAACAACCUGGUGAAUGUGACCACCACCGUUCUGAACGAAGGACCCUCCCCGAUGCUUGCGCCAGUUGUUGUUUACAUCAUUCUCGACCCUCGCCUGACGUUUGGAGACUUGCUGUUGGAUCACGGAUGCACCGCCACCUUGCAUGCUGGUGCCAACAUUACUGUCGCCUGCUCAGUUCCUGCCUUCCCCGUCGGCAACGCUAUUGACCUCAACACGGGCUUUAAGAUUUCGUCGGCGACCUCGACCCAGAUGACAGUCCGCUCGUUUGUUGACGUGGCCUCCCAACCGGCCCCCUUGCUGCUGGAUGUUGACUUUACCGUGGAUCUCGUCACGUCGCUUCGCCUGCCUGACGACGUUGUUGGAUUUUUUGAGGUUCCGCAAGGAUCGAGCUUUACCAUCACGUUCGGCUUCAAUAACGUCGGUCACAACGACGCCACCAACGUCGUGGCCACGCUGUCCCUCCCAAGCCACGUUACGUUUGUCCAGGGUACAGGCACGCCCUACACUGCCCCGUGUGUCCUUGUCGGCUCGGACGUUCAGUGCCCGAUGGGCACGCACGUUCGUGACAGCGGUUCCAUCUCGUCUGGCCAGAUCACCCUGACAUCGUCCACCGUUGGCGUGUAUGACUUUGUCCUCAACAGCGCUUCGGAUCAAACUGACAACACGGACAAUCGGGCCUACUUUUCAGUGAGUGUGCGCGAGUUCUCCGAUAUUGCAUUGUCGCUCAGCGCACCGACGCUUGCGACCAAGGGUGGCCAGCUCACCUACGGCGUCCAAGUCGACAAUCUCGGUCCUGGUGAUGCGCACGACAUUGAAUUUACCCUGGCAUAUGACGCUGCUCACCUCACCAUUGUUUCCUUCAACCAAAAUGCGACCUACGGCUGCACCGAGUCCACCCCAGGAUCCCUGCUGUGCCCCUUUGGCUCGCUCCCACCGUCUGGCUCCAUUACCGCCCUGGCCUUUGUGUUUGCCAUUGCCGAGGGCAGUCCAAGCUCAGUCACUGCGACCGGCACGCUGACCCAAUCCGUCGACGAAGGCACUGGCGACCCGCUCCUGAACAACGUUGCGACCCGGACGACUGGGCUUGCCGACCCCUAUGUCGACUUUAAGCUGUCCAUGACCUUCACGCCGGCCGUGUUUAUCGUAGAGCCGGGCCGCCGGUUUGUCGAAACGCUCAUCAUCUCGAACGAUGGUGUGCGCGCUGACCAACCCAUCUUGUCGAUCGAGUCCUGGCCGUCUGGCAUGAUCAUCAACUCGAUCGACCUGGCCUCGGCGGCAGGCAACACGUCUCUCCUGACUGGCUGCCCCAUCCUCAACAGCACAAACCCCGCUCCUUGGAACUGCACCUUGCCCUCGCAGCCUGCUCGAACCAACGCGUUCAUCGUGACUGCCACGGGCUCGUUCCUGUCGAGUCGCGACGCCAUCAAUGGCUUGGCCUUGUUGAAAGCCCGCGUAUCGCCCCUCAGUAUCAACGACAUUGACCCUGACAACAACGCUGCUGACGGCAUUUUGGAAAUCACGGUCACCGUUGCUCGUGCCACAAGCGAUGAUGAUAGCUCUGUCGCGUGGUGGAUUAUUCUCCUGGCAUGUCUCGGCGGUGUACUUGUUGUUUCAGGCGCAAUCUUUAUGCUGAAAAAGCGAGGAUUCUUUGCUCGCAAGUUGCCUCCGCCCAUGCUUGAGAAUUCUCUUGAGGAUUAGCGUGUUGUGUUUGUUUGUUGUGUGCCGGCUGCGUCGUGGCUGCGUGUCUGGUGUUGUUUGUUUGUUGUUGGUUGUUGUUUGUCCUAGCAAUUGUUGCUACCGGCCUAAUAGAAGUAUUUU
Capsaspora owczarzaki ATCC 30864 is the source of this 5205-nucleotide messenger RNA. RefSeq lists its product as hypothetical. NCBI's taxonomy places the organism in Eukaryota, Filasterea, Ministeriida, Capsasporidae. The record is from RefSeq and is a predicted model, not a curated record. Bases 52 to 5085 code for a protein of 1677 amino acids. The transcript is spliced from 3 exons. Gene Ontology annotation, molecular function: integrin binding. Gene Ontology annotation, biological process: cell-matrix adhesion; cell-cell adhesion; cell adhesion mediated by integrin. Gene Ontology annotation, cellular component: integrin complex; external side of plasma membrane.